Molecule: messenger RNA, 1107 nt
Organism: Penicillium olsonii
Lineage: Eukaryota; Fungi; Ascomycota; Eurotiomycetes; Eurotiales; Aspergillaceae
Source: the annotation of a GenBank genome assembly
AUGGACGCUCCUGCUUCGUACUCCCAUUCGGGACAGGCCAACAAAAGAAAGCGAGAGUCAUCAGAUCUUGAUGAGAAGCCAGUAGGGACACCAGAAAGUUCCAAGCAAGCGACAUGGUCCUCGAAACGAACGCCACCCAAGGGGGCAAAGACAUUUUCGAUUGAUAGUGCAUGUUCGUUCACCUGUGACUUGUUCGAAAUUCUGCAAGAAAAGCCCUCUUUAGCGUCCUCUGCUGUCGACCUCUUGGACCUCUAUCUCUGUCUGUGGGAGUGCUACAUGAUCAAGUCUGCCGGAAAAAUACGCUUGGAAGAGGAGCGCCGCUUCCUGCAAAGCUCCAACGAAUGGUUGAUGAAAGAGAACGAAAAGCUUCAUCAAUGCUGUACCAAUCAGGAAUUGUUAUUGUGGGAUCGUCGUCAGGCUUUUGUUUCGGUACACCAGGGAGUUCUCGCAACAUUGCAAAAUAGUGACAGACGGUUUCACCAGACAAACUGCGACUUGGAUCUGGACCUGGAUUCAAUCUGGAGAGAGUUCCCCAAUAUGCCCAGCCCACCACCCUGUCUCGCAGCCAACCAUCACAGUCUCCGAUUAGUCCGACCUAACACCAUGCCAAAUCAUGCAAGAUACGGCGAGAGGUCCCCCUUCAUCGAAUGCCUAUUCUAUCCUGGCUAUGAGAGCGAAUGCUCCUUCAGCUGGACUGGACCGGACCCCUUGUCCCCUGACACCUGCACCGAUGAUCUGUUCCUCUACGUAUCGGCAUUCUUCAUUCUUGAGCGCGUGGACUGGAUAGAAUUACGGCUCAGCAAGCUCAGCAUGGCAACGAAAGAGGUCGUGGAAGAGUACCUGUUUUUCCUGCCACGGGUUGAGUCAAUGCUGGGGAAUCUACCCAGAGCCCAGGGUCAGAUACAUGAUAUCAUGUUGCAGAGUAACCGUGUGGAGAGUGUUGGAGAAACCCAAUUUCAACUGUCAAUGUGGCCACGCACUGAGAGUUCACAGAGCUCUGCUAUGCAGGGUACGAUCCCUCCAUCUUACAUUGAGUCUUCCAUGCAUUUACCAUCACUUGACCCGCAGCGUUUUGUGCAAAAUAUAGUAGGGAACUGGGGGACGUGA